Molecule: messenger RNA, 2601 nt
Organism: Morus notabilis
Lineage: Eukaryota; Viridiplantae; Streptophyta; Magnoliopsida; Rosales; Moraceae
Product: probable beta-D-xylosidase 7
Biological process (GO): xylan catabolic process; arabinan catabolic process
Cellular component (GO): plant-type cell wall
Molecular function (GO): xylan 1,4-beta-xylosidase activity; alpha-L-arabinofuranosidase activity
Source: RefSeq, a predicted model, not a curated record
UUUUGGAUAGAAGAAGUUCAUUCAUCCUCCAUCUGGAGAAAUGAAGCUCCGCAGUCUCACUCCCACCAACUUUCCGACAAUAUUCUUCCUCCUAACAAUCCUUCUCUUUAUCCCAAGCGGCGAGUCAACUCAGCCUCCGUUCGGCUGCGACUCGUCGAACCCGUCGACCAAAUCGUUCCCCUUCUGCAAAAGAGGCAACAGAGUGAAGGACCUGGUGUCUCGGCUGACAUUGGAGGAAAAGAUCUCGCAGCUCGUUAACACUGCCCCUGCGAUUCCCCGCCUCGGCAUUCCCGCUUACGAGUGGUGGUCCGAAGCCUUGCACGGCGUCGCCGACGCCGGCUACGGAGUCCACUUCGUAAACGGACCCAUUUCAUCCGCUACCAGCUUCCCUCAGGUCAUCCUCACCGCCGCCUCCUUCGACGUCCGCCUCUGGUAUCGCAUUGGCCAGGUGAUUGGAACUGAAGCAAGAGCAGUGUACAAUGCUGGAGAGACGAAGGGAAUGACAUUUUGGGCUCCAAAUAUUAACAUAUUUAGGGAUCCGAGAUGGGGGAGAGGACAGGAGACGCCAGGGGAGGAUCCCGUGGUGACCGGGAAGUACGCGGUGGCCUAUGUAAGAGGUGUUCAAGGGCACUCCUUUGAGGGAUCAGGUGGUGGUCAUCUUUUGGCUUCCGCUUGUUGCAAGCAUUUUACUGCUUAUGAUUUGGACAAUUGGAAGGGCAUUAAUAGGUUCAAGUUUGAUGCUCAUGUGACGCAACAAGACCUAGCAGACACGUACCAGCCACCGUUCCAGAGUUGCAUACAACAAGGGAAAGCCAGCGGCAUAAUGUGUGCUUACAAUCGAGUCAAUGGGGUCCCCAAUUGCGCUGAUUUCAACCUCUUAUCCAAAACUGCCAGAGGAAAGUGGGGCUUCCAUGGGUAUAUCACCUCGGAUUGCGACGCCGUUUCCAUUAUCUACGACGCCCAAGGAUUUGCCAAGUCACCCGAAGAUGCUGUCGCCGACGUUCUAAAAGCCGGAAUGGACGUCAAUUGUGGGUCCUACUUGCAAAACUACACCAAAAAAGCAGUGCAGGAGAGGAAACUACCCGUCGCCCAAAUAGACCGAGCCCUCCACAACCUCUUCGCCGUCAGGAUGAGAUUGGGCCUUCUCGACGGCAACCCAACUAAGAACCGAUUCGGCAAUAUAGGCCCAAACCAAGUCUGCUCACUAGAGCACCAAGCUCUCGCCCUUGAAGCAGCUCGAAACGGCAUCGUCUUGCUGAAAAACUCCGCCAAACUCCUCCCACUCCCAAAGUCCAAGUCCAUUUCACUCGCCGUCAUAGGCCCAAAUGCCAACUCCCCCAAGACGCUCCAAGGGAACUACUUCGGCCCACCGUGCAAGCGCGUUACGCCGUUACAGGCUCUCAACGGCUACGUCAAGAACGCCGUUUACCACCUGGGGUGCAAUGCGGUGAAUUGCACGUCGGCUGAGAUUGACAAGGCGGUGAAGAUAGCGAAGGGUGUGGAUUACGUGGUGAUGGUGAUGGGAUUGGAUCUGUCGCAGGAGAGAGAGGAUCACGAUCGAGACCACCUGGCGCUCCCUGGUAAGCAGCAGCAGCUGAUUACAGCCGUUGCCAGAGCUGCAAAGAGACCGGCUGUUCUGGUGUUGCUCUCUGGGGGUCCGGUUGAUGUGUCGUUUGCAAAGUAUGAUCGCCACGUGGGGAGCAUCUUGUGGGCUGGGUACCCGGGGGAAGCUGGAGGACUUGCUCUUGCUGAAAUUAUCUUCGGUGAUCAUAACCCAGGGGGGAGAUUGCCAGUGACUUGGUAUCCACGAGAUUUCAUAAAAGUACCAAUGACAGACAUGAGGAUGAGGCCUGAACCAUCAUCAGGCUAUCCCGGGCGUACUUAUCGGUUCUACAAAGGACCCAAGGUUUUUGAAUUCGGUUAUGGUCUCAGUUACUCCACUUAUUCUUACAAAUUAUUUUCCGACACUCGAAACAAGCUGUAUUUGAACCUAUCAUCAACUGGUCACACGGCUAAGUCUUCAGACUCUGCGCGCUACCACUUGGUUUCGGAGUUUCGUAAAGAAUUCUGUCAAAGCAAGUCGUUUUCGGUUUCCGUCCAUGUUAAGAAUGAAGGUGAGAUGGCUGGUAAGCACUCCGUCUUGCUUUUCAUCCGGAGGAAGGAGUUCAAAAAUGGAAGUCCGAUAAAGCAGUUGGUUGAGUUUCAGAGUGUGGACAUGAAUGCUGGUGAAGUAACCAAAGUUGAGUUCACAUUGAGCCCUUGUGAGCACUUCAGUGGCGCCAACGAGGAUGGCUUGAUGGUUUUAGAAGAAGGGUCUCAUGUCUUGUUUGUGGGAGAUGAGGAGUACCCUAUUGAUGUUGUAUUUUGAUUGCAGGUUUGACUCAUUAAUUACGGUCAACUUGCUAUGAGAAAUUGUGAGCUUAAAGAAGCCUACUUUUUUGCUUUCAUUAUCCUUGGUGUAAUCUCAACUCUCAAGUACCCAAGUUUGAAUAAUUGGGUAGACUUGAAGGUUGGAAAUCAAAAGUAAAAUAAUAGUUGCGUAAACAUGAGCAAUUUGAACGUUUUCUCUAUAAACAUGAGCUAAACUAAGAUGAUGCAUGU